ACCACCCACACAUCCACACAACAAUGCUGCCAGCACGCUUCACCCGCAGCUGUCUGCGCACCUGCAAGGGCAUUCACGCCCGCCCCUUCAGCACCACCCCCGCCGUCCUCGCCGACAACCCCAUCCCGGCAAACGACCCCAAGAACCGCGACACACCCAGCCCCGUCAGCAGCACCAAUGCCAUGCCCUUGAGCAGUGAAGGCAACAUGGACAAGCCCCUACAAGAGUCUGUUGCUGAGGGCGAGGAGCGUCGCGUCAUGCAAGCGCCCAACCGCGAGACCGUUUGGAGUCGCAGCCAGCAGCCCAGAGAGAAGGCUAUGGUUGGCCCUAGAUUCGAGCAGAUGAUCAUGUACGAUCAGCCUCGUCCCAUGGCAGCCAUCGAGCUCAUCCACAAGCAACCCGUCAACUGGGUCAAGGAACGCACCGUCAAGUGCGACGGCGGCGGCGGUCCCCUCGGCCACCCUCGCAUCUUCAUCAACGUCGACAAACCUCAAAUAUGCUGGUGCACCUACUGCGGUCUUCCCUACGCCAAGGAGUCCAACCGCAAGAUGCUCGAGUCCCUCCCUUCGACCUCUUACCCUCUCAAGCCUACCGGUCAUGAAGCAGAGGUUCCUCAGGGUUACCAGAGCAACACUGGCAAGCCUCUUGAACAGCGAUGAAUGUGAUAUACAACUUAUUUCCCCCUUUCCUUUGAAGCCUCUCUUUCUCU
Messenger RNA from Aureobasidium pullulans EXF-150, 709 nucleotides. Its product is annotated as lactobacillus shifted protein. Lineage: Eukaryota; Fungi; Ascomycota; Dothideomycetes; Dothideales; Saccotheciaceae. Bases 24 to 659 code for a protein of 211 amino acids. Gene Ontology annotation, biological process: mitochondrial electron transport, NADH to ubiquinone. The record is from RefSeq and is a predicted model, not a curated record. The transcript is spliced from 3 exons.